UAUCUUAAAUUUGUAACAUAUGUAAAAAGUUUUGAUUUUAGGAACAAACAUUGCAAAAUGAAAAGUUCCACUUCUUCAAAACUCCAAAUCUACUUCAUCUUAUCUCUAUAUUUUUUCAAUGGUGUAAUCUCUUCUGAUACCUUAACUGCAUCACAAUCUCUUGGUUCCAACCAAACCCUUAUAUCUCCACAAAAAGUAUUUGAGUUUGGUUUCUUCAACACAACCACUUCAAAAUGGUACUUAGGUAUAUGGUACAAAGAUGUUCCAGAUAAAAUAUUUGUUUGGGUGGCAAAUAGAGACACCCCUCUUGAAAAUUCUAAUGGAACUCUCAAGAUUCAAGAUGGUGGAAAAUUGGUUCUUUUCAACCAAACAGAUAAUCCUAUAUGGUCAUCAAAUCAAACUAUUUCCUCUGUUACAGACCCUGUUCUUCAUCUUUUGGAUGAUGGAAAUUUGGUUCUCAAAGAAGCACAAGAGAAAAACAACAGUAACUAUAUAUGGCAGAGUUUUGAUCAUCCAACAGAUACUUUGUUACCAGGGAUGAAACUUGGUUGGAACCUUGACACUGGUGUCGAGAUUCGAAUAACUUCAUGGAAAAGUCAAGAUGAUCCAUCAACUGGAGAUAGUCAUUUCAGUCUUGAUUAUCAUGGUGUUCCAGAUAUUUACUUGUGGAACAAGCAACAAAGGGUGUUUAGAAGUGGUUCAUGGAAUGGUCAAUCUUUUGGUGGAGUACCAAUACUAAGCACAAUAGCUGCUCUUAAUGAUAAAAUAGUUGUUGAUGAACAUGAAGCUUAUUAUUAUCCUGCAGGGUUGUUGCAGUCUAAUUUAUCUAGACUUGUUGUGAAUUCGACCAGUUCAAUGGAACGUUAUGCAUGGAUCGAAAGCACUAAAGAUUGGAACAAAGUAUGGUCUGCACCAGCUCUUCAAUGUGAUAAUUAUGGAACUUGUGGUCCUUUUGGUAUAUGUGACUCAAAUGCUUUUCCAGUAUGCAAGUGUGUCACAGGAUUUGAUAUCAAGAAUCAAAGGCAAUGGGAUUUGAGAAAUUUCUCAGAUGGGUGUGUGAGAAAAACAGAAUUGGAAUGUGACAAAGAUAAGUUCUUGCAUUUGAAGAAUGUGCAAUUGCCAGAAACUAGAAGUGUGUUUGUGAACAAGAGUAUGACAUUGUUGGAAUGUGAAAACAAGUGCCUUAAAGAUUGUUCUUGCACUGCUUAUGCUAAUGAAGAGAUAACUAAUGGUGGGACAGGCUGUGUUAUGUGGAAUUAUAGUCUUGUUGAUAUGAGGCAGUUUACUGAAGCUGGACAAGAUAUUUUUAUCAGAUUAGCAGCUUCUGACGUAGAUGAAGCUGACACAGGAUCUUCUGGUGGCUCCAAAAAGAAUGCAGGAAUGAUUGCUGGAAUUACAAUUACUAUAGUUAUCCUGAUUUUGGGAGUGAUCUUAUUCAUUUUGAGGAAGAAAAGGAGAUGGCAGAGAAUACAGAAAGUGAAUAAUAGUCAGAGAGGUAAUUCUGAUAGAGGUCAGAAAACACGGUUAUCUGAUUCGAAGUUUUCAAAUAGCAGAGAAUAUUCAGAUGAAAGGAACAUGGAUGACCUUGAUUUGCCACUGUUUGAAUUCCAUGUCAUAUCAGAUGCUACAAACUCCUUCUCUUUAGCUAAUAAACUUGGAGAAGGAGGCUUUGGAGCUGUUUACAGGGGUAGGUUAGUGGAUGGCCAAGACAUUGCUGUGAAGAGGUUGUCAACAAGCUCUGGACAAGGAAAUGUAGAAUUCAAGAAUGAGGUAAGAUCAAUUGCGAAGCUUCAACAUCGAAAUCUUGUACGGCUCUUUGGUUGCUGCAUUGAGAAAGAGGAGAAGAUGUUGAUUUAUGAAUACUGUGAAAAUAACAGCCUAGAUUCUAUUUUAUUUGAUAAAGCAAAGAGUUGCAAGCUAGAUUGGCCAAUGAGGUUCAGUAUCAUAUGUGGAAUAGCCAAAGGGUUACUUUAUCUCCAUCAUGACUCAAGAUUUAGAAUCAUCCACAGGGAUCUCAAGGCAAGCAAUGUUCUACUUGAUAAAGAAAUGAAUCCAAAGAUAUCAGAUUUUGGUAUUGCUAGAAUUUUUGACAAUGAUCAAACACAUUCUAGUACAAUGAGAAUUGUUGGAACAUACGGAUAUAUGUCUCCAGAAUAUGCAAUGGGUGGAUAUUUUUCUGCGAAAUCUGAUGUUUUCAGUUUUGGAGUUCUCGUGCUAGAAAUCAUAAGUGGAAUGAAGAAUAGAGGAUUUCAUCAAUCAGAUGACCUAAAUCUCCUUGGACAUGCAUGGAGGCUAUGGAAUGAAGGAAAAGCAAUGGAACUAAUAGAUUCAUCAUAUGCAGAUUCAUACUCAGAAGCUGAAGUUAUAAGAUGCAUAAAUGUAGGCCUAAUAUGUGUCCAAGAAAAAAUAGAAGACAGGCCAAUAAUGCCAUCAGUGGUGAUGAUGUUGAAUAGCGAAACAUCGUCAUUGCCACAACCUAAGCACCCUGGUUUUGUCCUUGGAAGGAAUCUAGGUGAAUCCGAUUCAUCUUCAGCAGUUACAAUAAACGAAGUCACAGUUACAAUAAUAAAUGGCAGGUAGGUAAUUAAGUAACAAUCGUGUCGAUUAUACACAUUAAAUUUUAUUCGUGAUCUUAGUAUGCCAAAAUUUUGUCUCAGAUUCAUAAAGAGACAUAAAAUUUUCAUGUAAGAUCAGUGUAUAUAUAAAUACACAGAUUUUUUUUAGUGCUCCUUUAGUGAAGUGUAAAUUGAAGAGUGUUUUUUUUAGGAGUGUAAAUUGAAGAGUGUUUUAUUUAUUGUUUGUUCCUAUCCAAUGUAAGACAACCUUUGUUCUGUGAUUAUUAGAUGCUUGAUGCAGCAAUGUAUUAGCAAUUUUAAAAA
Molecule: messenger RNA, 2879 nt
Organism: Medicago truncatula (barrel medic)
Lineage: Eukaryota; Viridiplantae; Streptophyta; Magnoliopsida; Fabales; Fabaceae
Product: receptor-like serine/threonine-protein kinase SD1-8
Exons: 7
Coding region: 58-2580 (840 amino acids)
Biological process (GO): recognition of pollen; protein phosphorylation
Cellular component (GO): plasma membrane
Molecular function (GO): protein serine/threonine kinase activity; ATP binding
Source: RefSeq, a predicted model, not a curated record